AGAGGUUAAAACAGUUCCGCUCGGUUUCGUAAAGUCUGUAACUUGGUCGGCCUUAACUUCGUCAAACCCAUCGGUUUCUAGAAUUCAACUCGUCUUUUGCUGUCCGAGAAUCCGAAAUGGUCAGAAUGCUCUCGUCGGAGUUCUGGGUCGCCGUGGCUGCGGCGCUGCUGGUUUGGAGCGCCGGAGGAGCCUACGGGAUCAGAUUCGUCAUAGACAGAGAGGAGUGCUUUUCGCACAAGGUGGAAUUGGGGGAAACUGUGCAUUUCUCGUUCGUGGUUAUUAAAUCCGAGAAUUCUUGGCAUUACAGUGAAGAGGGUGUUGAUCUUGUGGUGAAAGGGCCGUCUGGUGAACAAAUUCAAGACUUCCGUGAUAAAACAAGCGAGAAAUCUGAGUUUAUUGCCCAUCAUGAUGGUAUUCAUCGUUUCUGCUUCACUAACAAGUCCCCAUAUCAUGAAACCAUAGACUUCGAUUUGCAUGCUGGCCACUUUAUGUACCAUGAUGAGCAUGCUAAAGAUGAACAUUUGACGCCUUUGUUUGAACACAUUGGAAAGCUUGAGGAGGCUUUGUAUAACAUUCAGUUUGAGCAACACUGGUUGGAGGCUCAGACAGACCGGCAAGCAAUAGUAAAUGAAGGAAUGGGCAGAAGAGCAAUCUACAAAGCUUUUUGCGAGUCUCUAGCUCUUGUUGCUGCUAGUAUUCUGCAAGUUUAUCUCCUGAAGCAUUUGUUUGAGCGGAAGCUGGGGCAGUCCAGAGUUUAGUCUUUGGCCAAUCUGAUGAAGAAAGUCCAAACAAAUAUUUUUUUUUAAAAUUUUAUACAAGUACAAACAAUUUCCCAACACCAAGCCAAAAUGAGAACUGUUUUCAUUAAUUUAAUUAGGAAGUUAGGCCUUGAUAUGUUGUAUAACAAAAAUAAUUUAUCAUAGGAUUCUCCAAAUCUAUCCUCUAUUUACCUGCCGCAAUCCUCACACAUUCUACUAUGGAUCUGUAUGUUGGCACAAAAUGAAGCUGGUAGGAAUCAAAAG
Ipomoea nil (Japanese morning glory) is the source of this 1022-nucleotide messenger RNA. Its product is annotated as transmembrane emp24 domain-containing protein p24beta2-like. Lineage: Eukaryota; Viridiplantae; Streptophyta; Magnoliopsida; Solanales; Convolvulaceae. The coding region runs from base 117 to 758 and encodes 213 amino acids. The transcript has 5 exons. The record is from RefSeq and is a predicted model, not a curated record. Gene Ontology annotation, cellular component: endoplasmic reticulum-Golgi intermediate compartment; COPII-coated ER to Golgi transport vesicle; Golgi apparatus. Gene Ontology annotation, biological process: intracellular protein transport; Golgi organization; endoplasmic reticulum to Golgi vesicle-mediated transport.